AACCAUUUAAACGAUUAGACACCAUGGUCCGAGUGCUCUAACCUACUUAAACCAUGACCAUCAUUUGGAGAACCUAAACAUCUAAAAUGUUUAAACAACAAUGAUUUGAUAACCGUUUUUACUGUUUAACCCUGAGAACACUGUGUGAGCCGACCCUGCGUGAUGCACGUGAAAUAUGUUCCCCGUGCUUGUGGCACGUGCAUCUCGCUCAUGGCAACUCGGAUUACGAAAUGCACGUUCUCGAGCAGGAGCAGAAGUUGGAUGUUUUUUCUUCUAAUUGGAACCUUUCUAGCCGUUGUUGUCUGGAAAAAGUCUGUAUCCUCCCAUCAGUCAACUCAAACAUGGGACGAAAAAGUUGGAAAGAUUGUUCAAGGCCUGCCCCCUGCUGGAAAUACCCUCACCUAUCAGCGAGAACAAAACAAGGUGUUUCUUGCACAAGACUGCUUGAAUGGGUUUACAAACAACGAUGGAUUUAUCGAAAUACCGCCGGAUACCAUCCUUCAGAAUUUAACACACAAACAAAUAACGUGUCUUUAUCACAGGUUUGUGGAUAAUGUUGGUGUGUUGUGUAAAGACAUCAUCCGCCUGGGUAAACUGAGUGACGGAGGAUGGGAAGUGUGCAACGAUCGGGAAUACAGUCCCUCCAGCAAGUGUCUUGUCUACUCUGUCGGGAUAAAUAAUGACUUUAGUUUUGACGACGAGAUUGCGAAGCAGUUCGGAUGCGAAGUUCAUUCAUUUGAUCCGAGCAUGAAUCAAAAGAGCUACAAGCGGAAUGAGCAAGUAUAUUUCCAUAACAUAGGAUUGUCGGAUGUUAAUGUUCAUAUCCCACCCAACAAGACUGGAUGGGAGAUGCGUACAUUGGGAGCAAUCAAACAGGAGCUUGGUCAUGCGAAGCGACGUGUUGAUGUCUUAAAGAUGGACAUCGAACACUGGGAAUGGAAAGUUCUCCCACAAGCCAUUGCAAGCGGCUUCCUGGGUGACGUCACCACCCUUGAUCUGGAGCUCCACAGCUGGAUCAUUAAAAACGGAUACAAUUUGGAGCCUCCGGCUGAAGUGUAUGUGGGAUAUUUGAGAACACUGAGACAAUUACAUCAACUUGGUUUCCGUAUUUUCUUAACACACAAAAAUCUAGGAUCCUGUCAAUAUAAAUCUAAAUAUGGCAUGAUGAGGACCAGUUGUCAGGAGAUCGCCAUGGUGCAGACGAAGAUGAAGAUGGGUUAAUAAUGAAGUGGAAUUUUGGGUGUGGUAUCAUUAGAUAAUAUCUACGUGAGGUGCCAUCAUAAACACAUUUGUUCUGUUGGGUGGCACUUUUGUUAAGCGAAUAAAAUAGAUAGUUUUCUGUUA
Haliotis rufescens (red abalone) is the source of this 1344-nucleotide messenger RNA. Its product is annotated as probable methyltransferase-like protein 24. The record is from RefSeq and is a predicted model, not a curated record. The transcript has 7 exons. The coding region runs from base 163 to 1221 and encodes 352 amino acids. NCBI's taxonomy places the organism in Eukaryota, Metazoa, Mollusca, Gastropoda, Lepetellida, Haliotidae.